AUGGCAUCUUUUAAUCCAUUCUUUUUCAUUGCCACGGCUUUGCUAAUCUCACCGGCCUAUUCCCUCACCUGCACGUCACAGACCUUUACACAAGGAAACCCACGGUUCACAAACUGCACCGAUCUUCCAGUACUCAAGGCAUAUCUCCACUGGACCUAUGACCCAACUGCCAUGCCCAAACCCACUCUCUCCGUCGCCUUCAUUGCCCCUCCGGCCAAGUCAGACGGCUGGAUUGCUUGGGCUCUGAACCCAACUGGCAUGGGCAUGGUGGGGUCUCAAGCACUCGUUGCAUUCAAGGAUUCCAAUGGAUCCAUGGUUGUCAAAACAUAUAAUAUCUCGUCUUACAACUCUAUAGUCGAGUCGAAGAUAUUUUACGACGUGUUGGAGAAGAAGGCGGAAUUUUCCAGCGGGGCGAUGAGAAUAUUCGCCAAACUUGCUUUGCCCAGUGACGCAACGGAGUUGAACCAGGUUUGGCAGGUUGGUUCUGCGGUGAGGAAUGGGAUGCCAGAAAAUCAUGAUUUAGGGUCGGAUAAUUUGAACGCAAAAGGCCGAUUGUCGUUGGGGGGUGAGGCCACCGCAUCCACGCCGUCGCAGGCUCCGGCACUGUCGCCGACUGCCGGGAGUGGGAAUGGACGGCAAAACGGGAAUGCUAAUGGAAGUUCGAGGAUUGAGGUGUAUGGGGCUUUGGUGCUACUUCUGGUGAUUCCAUUAAUCCACUGGUUUUAG
Fraxinus pennsylvanica is the source of this 726-nucleotide messenger RNA. The record is from the annotation of a GenBank genome assembly. NCBI's taxonomy places the organism in Eukaryota, Viridiplantae, Streptophyta, Magnoliopsida, Lamiales, Oleaceae.